Messenger RNA from Maudiozyma barnettii, 1101 nucleotides. RefSeq lists its product as uncharacterized. The record is from RefSeq and is a predicted model, not a curated record. The coding region runs from base 1 to 1101 and encodes 366 amino acids. NCBI's taxonomy places the organism in Eukaryota, Fungi, Ascomycota, Saccharomycetes, Saccharomycetales, Saccharomycetaceae. Gene Ontology annotation, biological process: mitochondrial L-ornithine transmembrane transport. Gene Ontology annotation, molecular function: L-ornithine transmembrane transporter activity. The transcript has a single exon.
AUGAAUAUAGAUAGAAACGAUAGUAAUCGUGAACAGCGCAAGACCAAUUCAUUUAUUGGAAUCCUUAGUGCAGCAGGUAGAACAAUAAUAUACAGACUCACGACUUUUUAUUUAAGAAUACCAUUGAAAUUAUUCCGUCCACCUCGAUUUGAUUAUUUACAUUAUCUUAGAGUGGUAUACGCUAAGGAUAAUCUUUCGCAAGAUACAAAAUUUUAUCAAAGGUCACCAAUCCAUUUACUUAAUCAUGCAUUAAACAAAUACGGUUGGAAAGUGAUACCUGAAAGAAUUCUACCUCCUUUGUUACUAAAUUCUGUUACUGGGAUUGUAUUAUAUACUACCUAUUUACAAACCGUUUCUUAUUCAAACAAAGAUACACCAAAGAGUUCUUUGAGUUAUUAUACCAAUGUUUAUAAAGCUGGCUGGUGUGCUGGUGUUGUGCAGGCUCUGGUAUCUUCACCUAUUGAUGCAAUAUUUGCUAGACAAAGUAUGGAUGAACUUGUUAAACAAAUGAAUAAACAUGACAAUCUAUGGAAAUAUGGUUGGAAGAAAUGGAAACAAAUCGGACUUGUUGGUUGUUAUGGUGGAUUUUUAUUGACUUUAUUUAAGGAAUCAUUUGGAUUUGGUACAUAUUUUUGGUCAUUUGAAUAUAUUAAGGAGCAUUACAAAGAUGAUUUUAGGGAUUCUCAAUAUAUAAAUCAGUCUAUUAUAUUUGUAUCUGGUGUUACAGCAGCUAUAUUUUUACAAAUGAUUCAAUAUCCUAUUAGUAAAAUAGAGAAAUUACAUUUUAAACGACUUGAAGCUAUCGAUAUAACCAUUGCAGCUACAAAACCUCAAACAUUUUUGAACGAAUCAAGAAAUAAUUGGCGAAAUAGACAUAUGCAUCUAUAUCGUAAUGCAUAUCGUGAAACUUUCACUCAUUUAAGACAAGUACAUGGUGGCCAUCAUUUACAAUUUGUCCGAUGGCUAUAUAAGGGGUUUCUUCGUAACACAGCUGCUGUAAUACCGGGAACUACAGCAGGGUUAUUGUUUCUAAACUAUUUAAGAUCCCAAACAGAAUUCCAACCUUCACUCAAACCCACUCAGGUCACCUUCACAAGUUAA